Lacerta agilis (Sand lizard) is the source of this 3239-nucleotide messenger RNA. It is a transcript of the gene PRMT9, whose product is annotated as protein arginine methyltransferase 9. The coding region runs from base 352 to 2856 and encodes 834 amino acids. The record is from RefSeq and is a predicted model, not a curated record. Gene Ontology annotation, biological process: peptidyl-arginine methylation. Lineage: Eukaryota; Metazoa; Chordata; Lepidosauria; Squamata; Lacertidae. The transcript is spliced from 14 exons. Gene Ontology annotation, molecular function: protein-arginine omega-N monomethyltransferase activity; protein binding.
UGCACAAUCUCGGCGGAGAGGUUUCCAGGUCAGCAGACGGCUCUGGAAACUCGUCCCUAUCGGUGCUAAUCCCGUGUGCGCCGCGGAGCCCUGACCCCGUUUACUUUUCUCGCGAUACUUCCAUCGCCCUACUCUAAGAUGGCGUCCCUAGGCUUCCGCUGGAGCUUGUGAGAGUUUGCCUGCAGUUGUCCUGGCUGGUAGCCCCAUACCGCCCGAAUGGAUUGCCGAGAGGAAAUGCCUGGUUUGCUUGCUUGGAUGGCGUGCAGCAGUGGUUACCAUACGGCGUGAUCCACUCAUGUUUACUCAGAAGUAAAUCCCACUCAUUCCAAUAGGACUUACUCCCAAUUCAGAAUGCCUAACUCUAAAAGGAGAUCUCGGCAUAGGCGCAAUGUUGGUCAGGAAGCUGGGAGGCGUGAAUUAGUGUCUAGAUCCUUGCAAAGUGCUCAACACUGUCUGGAAAAUCAGGACUUUGGAACUGCAUAUGCCCACUAUCUCUUGGUAUUGAAUCUAGCUCCUGAGCUUAAAAAUGAUGUCAAGGAAACAUUUCAGUAUACCCUUUGUAAAUGGGCAGAAGAGCUGAAUUCUCUCACACGAUUUCAAGAUUUAUUUGAUUGCUAUGAACAUGCCCUGGAAUUAUUUCCUAAUGAUGAAGUUAUAUGUAACAGCAUGGGGGAACAUCUCUUCAGAAUGGGCUUUAGGGAUGAAGCAGCUGCAUAUUUCCAUAAAGCUGUGAAGCUAAACCCUGACUUUCCAGAUGCAAAAGAGAAUUUUUAUCGUGUUGCUAACUGGGUGGUAGAACGAUGGCACUUCAUCAUGCUUAAUGACGCCAAUAGGAAUUUGCUGUAUCAAAAAGCAAUUGAAAAGGCUGUCUGUUCAGGGUGCAGAAGUGUUCUUGAUAUUGGAACAGGAACAGGAAUUCUCAGCAUGUUUGCCAAAAAGGCUGGCGCACCUUCCGUCUAUGCGUGUGAGUUAUCCAAGACCAUGUAUGAAUUGGCUUGUGAAGUGCUAGGUGCAAACGAUUUGGAUGGAGAAAUCAAACUACUUCACAUGAAAUCCCUUGAUAUAGAAAUCCCAAAGCACAUACCUGAAAGAGUGUCCCUGGUUGUCACUGAAACGGUAGAUUCUGGUUUAUUUGGAGAAGGAAUUGUGGAAAGCUUGAUCCAUGCUUGGGAGUAUUUGCUUUUACCGCCAAAGCCCAAUGAUGGCAGAGUUAACACUGAAAACUAUGGUAAAGUUAUACCAGCAGGAGCUAUUAUAUGGGGCAUGGCAGUGGAAUGCGGAGAGAUACGCAGACAUCAUAGGGUGGGUGCAAAAGAAAUUGCUGAUGUGUGCUUGCCAGAAACAUUGGAGUUCCAUAGUCCAGUGUACGCUUCUGUAAACUCAGAUGAAAGUCUUGAACCUUACACCACUGAAAAACUCAGCAGAGUUCCUGGUGGCUAUACGGCCCUCACAGAACACUUCCAAAUUAUGACAGCCAACUUUAACAACCUGCAGGAGCUGAAAAGCUUUGCAACUCGUAAGCCGUCCAAGAUCAACAUGCCUGUUAUUAAAGCAGGAAUACUAGAUGCCAUUGUGGUCUGGUUUACGUUACAGCUUGAUGAUGAGCACACUCUCUCUACAAGUCCAAGUGAGGACACCUGUUGGGAACAAGCAGUGUACCCUGUACAAGGCCUCCUUGAUUACUCUCUGAGAUCUGGGGACUCAGUUACAAUGGAAAUAUCAUGCCAGGACUGCUAUCUAAGGAUCCAGAAGAUUUCUCUUGUGACCUCAGAAUAUGGAAUGGAUGUGGAAAGAAAUUUCAAGGAGAAGAAUAGUGAGGCUGAGCUCUGCAGUGCUCUGGCCAGCCUUCAAACAACAAAUGCACUGGGACAAGAAUGCAUGCUGGAAUCUACUGAGAUUGCUUUACUGAACAAUAGGAGAUACCACGAAUGUUUUAAAGCUGCAAUAGGCAAAGUGCUGUCAUCCUUAAGCCUCUGUGAGCAAUCCAUGGAUGUGGACAGCCACAGUAAUGAACUGAAUCUUGAAAAGAACCAAAGCAAGAACUCAGUGACUCCUGAUCCUUUGUAUGUGUUGGACGUAUCAGAGGGCUUUUCAAUUUUGCCAGUAAUUGCAGGCAAAUUUGGGCCAGUUAAGGCCUACAGCUCUGUUGAAAAAGAACAGCACCAAGUAGCUCUCAGCCUGAUUUCAGAUGCUAACAAAUUUCCUAAGGAAACUUUAGAGUUUUGGCUCAACCACCUACAGGAUGAAAACAUGGUAUUACAGAGACCAAAAUCUGACAAGUUAUGGAGUAUUAUAAUUUUGGAUGUCAUAGAGACUUCUGGUCUAAUUCAACAGGACGUGAUGGAAAAGGCUGCAAUAUCCAGAUGUUUGCUUCACUCUGGAGGGAAGAUAUUCCCACAGCAUGUGAAGAUGUAUGGAAUGCUUGUGGAAUCUAGGUCAUUGCUACUUGAGACCACAGUUCAAGGGACAGAUCCCACCCUCGGUUUCAACAUUGCACCUUUUAUCAACCAGUUUAAGGUGCCUGUCCGUGUUUUUUUGGAUAUGUCCACACUUCCACACACACCUUUGAGCAAAUCAGUGGAACUUCUGCGAGUGGAUCUCAUGAAUCCAUACUUGAAUUGCUCUAGUAGAGAAGUUAAGGUCCAAGUUUGUAAAGCAGGUCACGUGACUGGUAUUCCAUUUUGCUAUCACGUGUACCUCGAUGAAGACACUGUUUUAGAUACAUCAAGCAAGUCAUCCCACUGGAAACAAGCUGCUAUUGUGUUAGAUAAGCCCAUUCAAGUUCAAGCAGGAGAUGAACUUGUGCUUGACGUUCAGUAUCACAACAGUAACGUUAGCAUUACAGUAAAACAGUAAACUGCCAUCAGCUACAGUGUUUUUACUAUUUUAAAAAGCCUACAGUACUUAGUUAUUUAUACUUGUUAAUCAUGUCUUAGACUUAGGGUCACACUUUUGAGUAUUUGAAGAUCUAAACAUCAAUUGAACUGUUGUGAAAUUCAGCACGACUUGUUUAGCAAUAAAGCCAUGGACCAUAAAGAGUAGAGAAAGCAUGCAGUUCUGCCUAGAAGUCUGUGUAAGAUGUCUACAAUGCUGAAUAACUUGAUAUUUGUAUUAUUUGCCUUUUGGAGAACUAUAUGAAUUUGAGUAUAAAAAGUAAAAUGGAAUGGAAUGCCACAACAUGCCUGUUCACAUCUCACUUUGAAGGUUAAUAGAGUAAAAAUGAAUUUGCUGGGCAGCAA